UGAACGAAAACCUUCUUAUCCUCAAAUAGUAUCUCUCUCUCUUGUAAAAUUAGAAGUUUUCAGUCCAACCCAAAUCAUGAUUUUCUUGAUUACUUCUCUUUAAGAUUGUCUUCUAUUUCAUAUUCUUGAUUUGAAUUUAUCUUGUUCGUAUUAUUCAAAAGAAAUUAAAGGAGAAAUAAGAAAUGUCAAGUUUAGCCGCAAAUUCUCAAGUUUUAUACAGAAACCAGUUAUGGAGCAGCAACAGUGGUAUGUUAUUGUUGGAACAAAGAAAUUUUAUCAGUUUUGGAAGCUUUAAUGAUAAUAACAAGAAGAUUACAAAGCGAAGGGAGACAGUGAGAGUUGAAGCUUUCUGGGCAGAUACGACGAGACCCGCUUCUAUUGAAAUGGAGCCCAUUAAUGAUUCGGAUCAGCUCGAUCAGAUUCUUCUCAAUGCUCAACAGAUUUCUCACCCCAUUCUCAUCGACUGGAUGGCUUCUUGGUGCCGGAAAUGUAUUUUUUUGAAGCCAAAGUUGGAGAAAUUAGCUGCUGAAUUUGAUACCAAGGUGAAGUUUUACAGUGUGGAUGUGAACAAGGUACCUCAGUCUCUAGUCAAGCGUGGAAACAUAUCGAAAAUGCCAACAAUGCAGCUAUGGAAAGAUGGAGAGAUGAAAGAAGAAGUAAUUGGAGGGCAUAAGGCUUGGCUUGUCAUUGAAGAAGUCAGAGCAAUGAUUCAAAAACAUAUAUGAUCUUUUUUCAUCUUCUUAAAUGUAAUUCAUAGUCCAUACAUAUAUCCAACUUUUAAAAAAAAAUUAGAAUCUAAUGUAUAUUUUACAUAUGAUACACAUACUUGAUCUA
Molecule: messenger RNA, 834 nt
Organism: Mercurialis annua (annual mercury)
Lineage: Eukaryota; Viridiplantae; Streptophyta; Magnoliopsida; Malpighiales; Euphorbiaceae
Product: thioredoxin-like 3-1, chloroplastic
Exons: 5
Coding region: 183-725 (180 amino acids)
Cellular component (GO): chloroplast stroma
Source: RefSeq, a predicted model, not a curated record